Messenger RNA from Acyrthosiphon pisum (pea aphid), 5205 nucleotides. RefSeq names its product protein piccolo. Bases 208 to 5163 code for a protein of 1651 amino acids. The record is from RefSeq and is a predicted model, not a curated record. The transcript is spliced from 12 exons. Lineage: Eukaryota; Metazoa; Arthropoda; Insecta; Hemiptera; Aphididae. Gene Ontology annotation, biological process: negative regulation of protein kinase activity; protein dephosphorylation. Gene Ontology annotation, molecular function: protein serine/threonine phosphatase activity.
CUCUUUAAUUUUUACCGCAAAUUUGCAAAAGAAAACUACUGUUAAGUGUUAAUCUCUUUUCUAUGACUAUAUUAUUUUAAGUUGUGUUAUGAGAAAUAGGAAUGAGAGUUAAAGUAACAUACUAACUAUUCUUCCAUUCAUUUUUAUAAAUUGAUAUUUUGAAUUCGAGGGAUGUUUUACUAGUGUUUAAUCCCAAUAAGUUUCAUUAUGGAUGAGCGUUGGCAAGCAUUUUUUGACAAAUUUCCGGAGACAGUGACUAGUGAACAGUUACCCGUUAAGUUACCUAGAUUUGACUUGGAUCUAUGUGAUUUAGCUGGAGCAGCAGCCGACUGGUGUCAUCAGUAUUUGAAGGACAGAAAAUGUCCAAGUGACCUCAUUGUAUUUUUGACUCAAAAAAUUAUAAACAAUCUUAGAGUCCAGUGGGCAGCUGAACCAAAAUUGUUUGGAUACCGACCUGAAAAAGAAGAUUAUCAGGCAUUAUGGUUAAUGCAGAGAGUUAUUGGUGAACUAAAUAAUGUUUGUUUAAAUCAUGCUACUGUUAUUCCAUAUCAUCAACCCAUACUAACUCCUGUCUGGUGGUCAUCAUUUGUGUUAAAAAAUAUCAGAAGACAAAUGGAAGAUUAUAUAACAGUUGUUCCUUACUUUCAUACAUUGUUUGAUGUUAAGGAUUUUGGUGAAGCUUCUUUUUAUGCAGUUUAUGACGGACAUAAUGGUUUAGAUGCUGCUGUUUAUAGUUCAAUGUAUUUACAUCAAUUUUUAGUACAGUCAAUUCAGUAUCCAACUAAUCCAGAAUAUGCACUGUAUGAAGCAUUCUUUACUACAGACAAAGGCUUUACACAAAAAACAGAAAAAUAUAAUUUAGUAAGUGGUACAACUGCUGUAUGUGCAUUAUAUAGGCAACUAGAGAAGAAACUUUAUGUUGCAUGGGUUGGUGAUUCAAUGGCUACAUUGUGGAAAAAUGGAACUCCAUUAUGUUUAGUAAACAAACACGUUCCCGAAAGAUAUGAUGAAACCCAAAGAAUAGAGAAUGAAGGAGGAAUAAUAUCAAAAUGUCAAGGUAUUUGGCGAGUAGAUGGUCAGUUGGCAGUAUCUAGAGCUAUAGGCGAUGUUAAAUACAAACCACAUAUUACGUGUCAACCAGAGAUAAGAUCAUUAGUUUUAGAUGGAAAUGAAGAAUUUCUAGUACUGAGUAGUGAUGGUUUUUGGGAGUAUACAACACCUGAAGAAAUAUCAGAAACCAUUUACGAUGAAUUGCUUGAAACCGACGGUGACAUAUCCGAAGUUUGCAAUAAGCUUGUUUUCAAAUCUAAGGCACAAGGAUCUAAGGAUAAUAUAUCAGUGAUAACAGUAUUUCUACAGGAUCCCAAGCAGUUAGUAGCCAAAAGAAGGGCUGUUAUAAUGGAAACAGCAAUGGAACCGAGAAACGCAACUGAAACGCUCGCUUCAUACGGUCAAGAUACCGGUGAUUUUGGCCCUGAGACUGAUGUAGACACACCCGACGAGCCAAUCGGUUUGACCAAACCUAAAGUAGAAGGAGAAGCCGUCGUAAUCGACGAAAGUGGAGAAGAAUCCGAAGAAGACGGUGGUGGAUGGAAUUAUUACAAAAAACCAACUGAAGAGGCGGAAAAAAAAACGUACCAAGAGGACGUCAACAGCACGAGCAAUAAUUCUGACGCCGAGGACAUGGAUUACAAACUGAAUCCAGACGCCCCAGAGUUUGUGCCAGUAUCUUCACCACCACCGUCAGCGAUGAACCAUGCACAACGUCUCCUUAAUACGGAUAAUGAUGAUUUCAUUUCAUCAUCACCACAAAAGUUUAAAGAUUUAGACAAUGUAGUUGUGCCUGAUGAGAAUGACUUCACUAAUGAAAUUAAAGUGCAUGCAGCAGACUUGUCUAAGCUCAACAAUCCUUAUGAGCUCAAUAAUGAUUCAACCAUGCUGAAUGGUAUUAAACCUUUUAAUGGUGAAGAAGUGACUAAUCAUGGUGCAACAGAUGAUAGUUUCAUUUUUCAAAAUGAACCUAUUACUAAUGGUAAUUUAGAUGCAGAUUAUCAAAAUCCAUUUGUUUCAGACGAUAAAGUUGACUUAAACAAAGUUCAAGAUUUGUCUGAAUACCAGAAUGAUGAUGCUCAAACUCACAACACAGAUCCAUUUGAAUCAGUAAUGGAAUCGUCCAAGAAUAAUGAAUUUAAUUUGACAAGUGGGGAUAAUGAAUCACAAAACGAAUCAGAUGUUGAAUUAAACAAUGAUUUCUCAAUGGUAAAACAUGAAGAGAAUAUGAAUUCACCAAACAUUGAUGACACAAUUAAUACUGCUAAUGCAACAGUUGGUUCAACUUUACAAUUUGAUGAAGAAUCUUUUAAACAUAGUGAUGAUUUUAAAAACGACUUUUUGGAUAGUAGUCAAAUUGAUAAAUUUGUCCAGUAUGAAGAUCGCAAAUUGAAUGACAGUGAAAGCACAACCGAUGCUAUUUUAGGUUCAGAACCUCAUACUCCAAUGCGUAUGGAUAAUCAAUCAACUUUUGAGUCUGAAAAUGAUGACGAUCAAUUUUCUGAAGCCUUCAAACAACAAACCCAAUUUAAUCAAUUUGAUGAAAAUAAUGACAAGGAAAAUCAUGAUCCUUUCUGUUUUGAACAAAUUGAAGAUCCAGCUGGAAUAAUACCCAAUGUUACUCAUGAAAUAAACAAUGAAGUUGAUGAAAUUCAUCAUAAUAUUGACAAUAUUGUACCUAAUGAAAGUUUAAAUGAAAAUCAGGUAUCCGAAUUAUUAAAACAUGAACCUGUAGAAGAACCUUUAUGUAUAAAAGAGGAAGCUAAACCUUUUCAUUCUGUGUAUGAACAACAGUAUUUGCCGGAAUCCGAUUUCUCAGCAAGCAUUCAUGAAGCUUUGUUAAACGCAACUGAAAAUGAAUCAAGCAAUCACGAGGUUGAUGAUAAUAAAAUUGAUAAUUUUGAACCACACACUAUUGUUGAUAGUCAUGAAGAAAUAAAACAUGAGUACUUAGAACAUCAACAAGUUAAUGAAAAUCCUGAACCUAAAGUAGUACCAAUUCAGACAGUUGAUAGUCAUAUAGAUGAUGUUCAGUGUCAUGCAGAAGAUCUUGAACAAGAAUUUCAACAUGGUAAUAAAUACAAUUUUGAAUAUGAAAAUAUCAGUGUAAAUUCUGUACAAAAUGAAGAUCAAGAUAUAGAGCCAAAACAUAAUCAUGUAAAUGAUGAGCACAAUCUUGUUGAAGAUGUCAAACAUGAAAAUCAUGAUGUUAAUUUUAUCCAAAAUCAUGUUGAAGAAUUCGAAAUUAUAAAGAAUACUGAUUAUGUUGAAAAUGAUAAUGUUGCCAAAAUAAUACAGGAAAACAUUGAAGUUCCAAAAGAAGAUCAAUUUGAUGUAUCAGUUAUUCAAGACUCAGACAAUUUCGAACAAAAAUAUAAUAAUGUUGCUGAUACAGUUAGUUAUAAUACAGAGGACUCUAAACAAGAAGAACAGCUCAUUGUUGAAGAUGUUAAAAAAUGUGUGGAAGAUGUUGACAAAACUGAAACUAUUCCUAUUGAAGAUUUUGAGCAAACAUAUUUUAAUAAUGUUUCUGAAGAGCAGCUAAACCCAGUUGACGAUUUCAAACAAGGCCUACACAAUGAAGAAGUUGAAAACAGUAAUGUUGAAGGUUUUGAACAAGAACAAGAACCACACAAUGUUGAUUUAUUUGAUAACAGUUAUGCUCAAGAUAUUAAGCAACAUCAAAGUGUUUCAGAAAUUGAAAACAAUCAUAUUGAAAGUUUCAAACAAGAACAAGGUAUUGCUGAUGAAUUUGUAAAGAAGCACAGUGAAGAUUUGCUACAGGAAAAUCACGGUAAUGAAUCCAUUCAAAAUCAAACAACAGAUAGCGAUGAAGAAAUGCAUUCAUCGAUGAUAAUUCAUUCUGAUGUGGAAAACAAUAUGCCACAACCAUACUGUUCGGCAUCUGAUACAUUAAUAAACGAAUCCAAUAUGAUGUGUACUAGCAUGACAUUUGAAGAGAAUUUCCAGAACAGAAAUAUGAGCGAUUCAUUGUAUGUAAUGGAAACAAGUGCAGAUUAUUUUGAUGAGGAAGUUCAACAAACCACACAACUUGACAAACCUAUUGAUAAGCCCGAAGUUGAAGAACAGUUAAAUAUCGAUGAUAAACCAGUAGAACAAGUAGAAAAUAAAAAUGAUAUUAUUACUGAAUCAAACUCUGAAAUGGUAAGUGAACCAAAGAUAGAAGUCAAUCCAGAAACAACUGAACUGAUUCCAACUUCACAGGAUUAUGUAGAAAAAGUUGAUAACGACGAUGAAAGUAACAAGGUUGCCGAAAUUGCAGUUGCGGCAGCUGUUGGUACUGCUGCUAUUGCAGCUGUCACUGGUGUCAGCUUAGCUACCAAGAAAUCUGCCCCUAAAAAAAUGGAGGCAACUGUUUCUAAAGCUAAGACAACAACAACAACAACAACAAAAUCUGCUUCAACAAAACCACUGGCCUCAAAAACAUCGGCUUCCACCCUUAAAAAAACUACUUCAUCUACAACAACAUCAAAACCAUUGUCAAGACCAACCACAGCUACUUCUACUUCUAAGCCAACAACUAAUGUUCGACCAACAACUGCUCCAAAAGCUACGUCUUUAAAAGUGACAACUGUCACUAAAGCUGCUCCAAAGCCACCAGCUCCUAAAACUACAAUUCCUGCAUCUCGACCAACAUCAGCUAAAACCACACCCACUACACCUCGUACAACUUUAACUAAAACAACACCAUUAUCAUCACCUAAAACUCCUACAACUCCAAAAACAACUACAACAGCUACAAAGUUGACACCAAAAACAAAUGUCACACCGCGGACGUCCUUGGUUAACAAACAACCACUUACGAAUGGUUCACCUAAACCUUUAAGCCGUCCAAUGUCUGCUCCAACAAAAAAACCAUUAACUAGCGUAACAACAAAUGGAACUACAAAAUUAACCAAUGGCGACGUAUCAAAAACAUCUACUACAUCAAAGCCACCUGUCACUUUAGCAUCAAGAAUGAGUUUAGCGCCUCCAAAGUUGCCUCCAAAAGUAAAGGCUGCACCCAAAACUGUUGCACCACCUGCGAUGCCAGGGCCAAUCAGAAGACCCAAAGCUCCCAUCACAAAAAAGACUGAGACGGCCACUUCCUAGAUUUGAUGAAUUAUCAUACUAAAAAAAAAAAAAGAAAAAAAA